GUUGGUGGCCAGCCAGGAGGAGGAGAAAAAGGGGAGGGGGCGUGGCUGAGGGGGGUGGGUCAGGGCCUGGAGAGUGAAAGCGAAAGCUGGGGCUGCUAGCCCGGGCUCGAGAACUGGCAAGUGGGGGAAGCAUGGCCAAGCCUUGUGGGGUCCGUUUGAGUGGAGAAGCCCGAAAACAGGUGGAUGUCUUCAGACAAAAUCUUUUCCAGGAGGCUGAUGACUUCCUCUGCACUUUCUUGCCACGGAAAAUCAUAUCCCUGAGUCAGCUCUUGCAGGAGGAUUCCCUCAAUGUGGCCGACCUCUCCUCCCUCCGGGCUCCCCUGGACAUCCCUAUCCCAGAUCCUCCACCCAAGGAUGACGAGAUGGAAACAGACAAGCAGGAGAAGAAGGAAGUCCCUAAGUGCGGCUACCUCCCGGGGAAUGAGAAGCUUCUGGCCCUGCUUGCUUUGGUUAAGCCAGAAGUCUGGACUCUCAAAGAGAAGUGCAUUCUGGUAAUCACGUGGAUCCAGCACCUGAUCCCCAAGAUUGAGGAUGGAAAUGAUUUUGGGGUGGCAAUUCAGGAGAAGGUGCUGGAGAGAGUGAAUGCUGUCAAGACCAAAGUAGAAGCUUUCCAGACAACCAUUUCCAAGUACUUCUCAGAACGUGGGGAUGCUGUAGCCAAGGCUUCCAAGGACACCCAUGUAAUGGAUUACCGGGCCUUGGUGCAUGAGCGAGAUGAAGCAGCCUAUGGGGCGCUUAGGGCCAUGGUGCUGGACCUGAGGGCCUUCUAUGCUGAGCUUUAUCAUAUCAUCAGCAGCAACCUAGAGAAAAUUGUCAACCCGAAGGGUGAAGAAAAGCCAUCGAUGUACUGAGCUAAGGAUUAGAAGGAAAAUAAAUGAUUUAUACUUUAUGUAUA
Mus pahari (shrew mouse) is the source of this 895-nucleotide messenger RNA. It is a transcript of the gene Psme2, whose product is annotated as proteasome activator subunit 2. Gene Ontology annotation, cellular component: nucleoplasm; proteasome activator complex; cytoplasm. The coding region runs from base 132 to 851 and encodes 239 amino acids. The record is from RefSeq and is a predicted model, not a curated record. The transcript has 11 exons. Gene Ontology annotation, molecular function: endopeptidase activator activity. Gene Ontology annotation, biological process: regulation of proteasomal protein catabolic process; regulation of G1/S transition of mitotic cell cycle; positive regulation of endopeptidase activity. Lineage: Eukaryota; Metazoa; Chordata; Mammalia; Rodentia; Muridae.